AUGGAGAGGAUACAGGAACUCCUCCUGACCCUGCAACCUGGGGCAGGUGGCGCGGUGGCUGACAUCCGGCCUGACCCUUCCUUGGGGGAUGUGCCGGGGACGGACGAUGUCCUGUCGCUGGCGGCAUCAGCCAACCUCUUCAGUGAGGGUGUCACGGGGGAGGAAGCCUCAAAUGCUUUUGGGGAGGCCUCCCGCUCCUCUGCUCAGAGCUCUGGGCACAGCACAGAGGGUAACCCCAUCGGGGCCGUCAUCCGUACGGCCCUGGCUCGCCUGGGGCUCGAUGCUCCUCAGGCAGACUUGGCCCAGCCUAGCGCCUUUUUCAGGCGCAGCCCUGCCACAGCCCCUUUCUCUGUCCCUCCUUCGGAGGAGUAUUUAAAGGAGCUACACCUCUGCUGGAAGGACGCCAAGGCUCUCCCCCGUCCUUCUUCCAGUGCUCGAGCCUUGGCUGCCAUGCGGGAUCCAGCGCAGUAUGGUUUGGGUUGUAUGCCACCCGUUGAGCCCGCCAUUGCCUCCCUCAUUCUAACCCCCGAUCAGGCCUUGCGGCCGGAUGCCAGGUGUCCUCGGCCCCAGUGCAGGGUCACAGACGACCUGCUUUCGAAGGCCUAUGACGCAGCAGCACGUAUGGGGCGGAUUGGCAACUCCCUCUCCCACCUAAUGCUGGCGCUCUCGACCUCGCUGCAACAAGCUGCAGUUGAGCCGUCUACACAGGACCUGAGCGACGCGUCCCUACAGGCCUUUGCCCUCAUGUCCAGGGAAUUGGGGCGUGUUAUGUCCACCCUGGUCCAGACUCGCCGCCAGGUUUGGUUGGCUCAGUCGCCCCUGACGGAGGCGUGCAGGAAGGCCCUUAGAGCCGUGCCAGUGGUACCGGGGGAGCUGUUUGGGCCUAGAGCCCCCCCGGCUGCCCCCCGGGGCCGCUACCAGCCACCACGCUCUUACCCAGCAAGAGAUGAGGGCCUACGCAGGUCUCGGCGGUCCGCCCAGCAGCCCGCUGAUAGCUUUCGCGCCCCCGCCCGCCCGGGCAGCCUCGGGCCGCGGAGCCUCACCGGUACCCCUCCAGAGCCGACAGAGGCUGGGGGGCCAGGCGCUAGGACCACGGGGCCGGUCGUCGGCUGUUAUUCCCAGCAGCAGAUCAGCUACUGGGCUGCCUGUACUAUAGACCCCUGGGUGGUUUCCACCUUAACCCGGGGGUACGAAUUACAGUUCCGACGCCGGCCCCAGGCCUUCGGACGGGUCAGGAUGACAGUCGUCCGCGACCCGACGAAGGCCGCAGCUCUGGCCCAGGAGCUAUCCGCCCUCCUGGCCAAGGGUGCGAUCGAGCCAGUGGACCCUCAGUUACAACCCGGGGGGUUCUACUCGGCCUACUUUCUGGUAACCAAGAAAGACGGCGGAUUCAGGCCCAUUCUAGACCUAAGGGGCCUGAACAUGUUUUUAAAAAUUUUACCAUUUCACAUGCUCACCUCGGCGGACACCCUGAGGGUAGUUGCCAGGGGGGAGUGGUUCACGACUAUAGACCUAAAGGACGCCUAUUUUCAUGUGCCGGUUGCGGCACACCACAGGCGGUUCCUGAGGUUUGCCUAUCGGGGCAGGCAUUACCAAUUCAGGGUACUUCCCUUCGGGCUUUCCCUCUCCCCGAGGGUUUUCACCAGGGUUGUGGCGGCAGCCCUCGCACCCCUGCAGGCGCAGGGCAUGAAGGUCCUGCCGUAUCUGGACGACUGGCUGGUCUGUGCGCCCUCCAGGUCCCAGGUGGCCCAGGACACGGCCCGCCUGCUGUUGCACGUCGCCCGGCUGGGCUUGACGGUGAAUCAAACAAAGAGUUGCCUGGACCCUUCCCAACGUGUUACCUAUCUGGGGUUGGUCCUGGACUCGGUCGCCAUGAAGGCCUACCUUUCACCUCGACGGGUGAACGACAUCCUCCGCCUCCUUCCCCUCUUCAGAGCCGGCAGGAGGCUGCUUUUUAUUCAUUUUAUUCAGCUUCUGGGCAAGCUGGCAGCUGCUUCAGCUGUGGUGCCUCUGGGCUUACUGUCCCUGCGCCCACUCCAAAUGUGGCUGAACAGCCUGCACCUAGAUGCCAAGUGGCACAGGCAGAGGAGGGUCAAGGUGACCCUGCAGUGUCUUGUCUCUCUGGCUCCAUGGAGAAAGAGAGCGUAUCUGGAGGCAGGCGUGCCCAUGGGCGCAAUCCCGGCACGCCGGGAGUUGGUGACAACCGACGCCUGCCUCUCGGGAUGGGGCGCAGUGUGGCAGGGCAGGACUGCGCAGGGACGGUGGUCUGGCCGGGACGUGGCACAACACAUCAAUGUGCUGGAACUCCGGGCUGUGCAGCUGGCAUUAGCCAGCUUUCUGCCCCAUUUGACAGGCCGGCAUGUCCUGGUCCGGUCGGACAACAUGGCCACGGUUUCGCAGGUGAACCACCAGGGGGGCACCAGGUCAGCACGGCUACUCCGGGUAUCCCAGAGCCUGUGGACUUGGGCUUCUCCCCGUCUAGCCAGCCUACGGGCAGUCUAUUUGCCGGGGGCCCAGAAUCGGGCGGCAGACUUCCUCUCCCGACGGAAGCCUCCACCGGGGGAAUGGCGGCUUCACCCCGAGGUGGUGGAGUCAAUGUGGGGCCUCUUUGGCAGGGCAGAGGUGGACCUCUUUGCCUCGGAGGAGUCGGCGCAUUGCCCCCUCUGGUUCUCCUGGGCAGAAGCGUCCAGCCCUUUAGGGCAGGACGCGCUGGCGCACGAUUGGCCGGACAGGCCUCUUUAUGCCUACCCACCAUUGCCUCUGGUUCUGCCGACACUCCAGAGGGUCCUUUUGCAGGGCCACCGGCUCCUUCUGGUGGCCCCCUUUUGGCCGGGGAGGCUCUGGUAUCCACUGCUGCAGCUGCCAUGGCGCCUCCCCGACAGGAGGGAUCUCCUGUCCCAGCUGGGGGGUCAGAUCUGGCAUCCCGACCCCUCUCGCCUACAGCUCUGGGCUUGGCCACUGCAGGGCCCGACCCACUGCUGAGGGAGUGCACUGCGGCUGUCAGGGGUACGGUCAUGAGUGCCAGGGCACCAUCGACCAGGUUGCAGUACGGAAACAGGUGGAAGCUGUUCUCCAACUGGUGUGCGGCUAGGGCCGUGGAUCCAGUGCACUGCGCUGUGACCACGGUGCUGGAAUUUCUGCAGUCCCUCCUGGAUAGUGGCCGGUCGCACUCUACCUUGAGGGUCUAUGUCGCUGCCAUCUCCUCCCUACAUGAUAGGGUUGGCAGCGCCACGGUAGGGCGCCACAGAUUAGUGUCCCUCUUUCUAAGAGGGGCUUUGAGGCUGCGUCCCCCUACAGCCAUGCGGUCUCCAGCAUGGGACCUGCCGCUGGUGCUGGAAGCCUUGUCAUCUCCUCCCUUCGAGCCUUUGGGUCAAGGGGGUUUGAAGUGGCUGUCUAUGAAGGCUGCCUUUUUACUCGCCAUAACCUCUGCCAAGCGGGUCGGGGAGU
Molecule: messenger RNA, 3447 nt
Organism: Gadus macrocephalus (Pacific cod)
Lineage: Eukaryota; Metazoa; Chordata; Actinopteri; Gadiformes; Gadidae
Molecular function (GO): nucleic acid binding
Source: RefSeq, a predicted model, not a curated record